Messenger RNA from Schistocerca serialis cubense, 3363 nucleotides. RefSeq lists its product as uncharacterized. The record is from RefSeq and is a predicted model, not a curated record. Lineage: Eukaryota; Metazoa; Arthropoda; Insecta; Orthoptera; Acrididae. The coding region runs from base 1 to 3363 and encodes 1120 amino acids. The transcript is spliced from 26 exons.
AUGUAUGAAAGGUCAGUGUGUACUGGUGGAGCUGCCGUCUGUGCUCAGGUGAGUCACGUGGGGAGGUAUGAAAGGUCAGUGUGUAAUGGCGGAGCUGCCGUCUGGGCUCAGGUGAGUGACGUGGGGAGGUAUGAAAGGUCAGUGUGUACUGGCGGAGCUGCCGCCUGUGAUCAGGUGAGUCACGUGGGGAGGUAUGAAAGGUCAGUGUGUAAUGGUGGAGCUGCCGUCUGGGCUCAGGUGAGUCACGUGGGGAGGUAUGAAAAGUCAGUGUGUACUGGCGGAGUUGCCGUCUGUGGUCAGGUGAGUGACGUGGGGAGGUAUGAAAGGUCAGUGUGUACUGGCGGAGCUGCCGCCUGUGAUCAGGUGAGUCACGUGGAGAGGUAUGAAAGGUCAGUGUGUACUGGCGGAGCUACCGUCUGUGAUCAGGUGAGUCACGUGGGGAGGUAUGGAAGGUCAGUGUGUACUGGCGGAGCUGCCGACUGUGCUCAGGUGAGUCACGUGGGGUGGUAUGAAAGAUCAGUGUGUACCGGCGGAGCUGCCGUCUGUGCUCAGGUGAGUCACGUGGGGAGGUAUGAAAGGUCAGUGUGUACUGGCGGAGCUGCCGUCUAUGCUCAGGUGGGUCACGUGGGGAAGUAUGAAAGGUCUGUGUGUGCUGGCGGAGCUGCCGUCUGUGCUCAGGUGAGUCACGUGGGGAGGUAUGAAAGGUCAGUGUGUACUGGCGGAGCUGCCGUCUAUGCUCAGGUGGGUCACGUGGGGAAGUAUGAAAGGUCUGUGUGUGCUGGCGGAGCUGCCGUCUGUGCUCAGGUGAGUCACGUGGGGAGGUAUGAUGGGUCAGUGUGUACUGGCGGAGCUGCCGUCUGUGCUCAGGUGAGUCACGUGGGGAGGUAUGAAAGGUCAGUGUGUACUGGCGGAGAUGCCGUCUGUGCUAAGGUGAGUCACGUGGGGACAUAUGAAUGGUCAGUGUUUACUGGCGGAGCUGCCGUCUCUGCUCAGGUGAGUCACGUGGGGAGGUAUGAAAGGUCAGUGUGUACUGGCGGAGAUGCCGUCUGUGAUCAGGUGAGUCACGUGGGGAGGUAUGAAAGGUCAGUGUGUACUGGCGGAGCUGCCGACUGUGCUCAGGUGAGUCACGUGGGGAGGAAUGAAAGAUCAGUGUGUACCGGUGGAGCUGCCGUCUGUGCUCAGGUGAGUCACGUGGGGAGGUAUGAAAGGUCAGUGUGUACUGGCGGAGCUGCCGUCUAUGCUCAGGUGGGUCACGUGGGGAAGUAUGAAAGGUCUGUGUGUGCUGGCGGAGCUGCCGUCUGUGCUCAGGUGAGUCACGUGCGGAGGUAUGGAGGGUCAGUGUGUACUGGCGGAGCUGCCGACUGUGCUCAGGUGAGUCACGUGGGGAGGUAUGAAAGGUCAGUGUGUACUGGGGGUGCUGCCGUCUGUGCUCAGGUGGGUCACGUGGGGAAGUAUGAAAGGUCUGUGUGUGCUGGCGGAGCUGCCGUCUGUGCUCAGGUGAGUCACGUGGGGAGGUAUGAUGGGUCAGUGUGUACUGGCGGAGCUGCCGUCUGUGCUCAGGUGAGUCACGUGGGGAGGUAUGAAAGGUCAGUGUGUACUGGCGGAGAUGCCGUCUGUGCUAAGGUGAGUCACGUGGGGACAUAUGAAUGGUCAGUGUUUACUGGCGGAGCUGCCGUCUCUGCUCAGGUGAGUCACGUGGGGAGGUAUGAAAGGUCAGUGUGUACUGGCGGAGAUGCCGUCUGUGAUCAGGUGAGUCACGUGGGGAGGUAUGAAAGGUCAGUGUGUACUGGCGGAGCUGCCGACUGUGCUCAGGUGAGUCACGUGGGGAGGAAUGAAAGAUCAGUGUGUACCGGUGGAGCUGCCGUCUGUGCUCAGGUGAGUCACGUGGGGAGGUAUGAAAGGUCAGUGUGUACUGGCGGAGCUGCCGUCUAUGCUCAGGUGGGUCACGUGGGGAAGUAUGAAAGGUCUGUGUGUGCUGGCGGAGCUGCCGUCUGUGCUCAGGUGAGUCACGUGGGGAGGUAUGAAAGGUCAGUGUGUACUGGCGGAGCUGCCGUCUAUGCUCAGGUGGGUCACGUGGGGAAGUAUGAAAGGUCUGCGUGUGCUGGCGGAGCUGCCGUCUGUGCUCAGGUGAGUCACGUGGGGAGGUAUGAUGGGUCAGUGUGUACUGGCGGAGCUGCCGUCUGUGCUCAGGUGAGUCACGUGGGGAGGUAUGAAAGGUCAGUGUGUACUGGCGGAGAUGCCGUCUGUGCUAAGGUGAGUCACGUGAGGACAUAUGAAUGGUCAGUGUUUACUGGCGGAGCUGCCGUCUCUGCUCAGGUGAGUCACGUGGGGAGGUAUGAAAGGUCAGUGUGUACUGGCGGAGCUGCCGUCUAUGCUCAGGUGGGUCACGUGGGGAAGUAUGAAAGGUCUGUGUGUGCUGGCGGAGCUGCCGUCUGUGCUCAGGUGAGUCACGUGGGGAGGUAUGAUGGGUCAGUGUGUACUGGCGGAGCUGCCGUCUGUGCUCAGGUGAGUCACGUGGGGAGGUAUGAAGGGUCAGUGUGUACUGGCGGAGAUGCCGUCUGUGCUAAGGUGAGUCACGUGGGGACAUAUGAAUGGUCAGUGUUUACUGGCGGAGCUGCCGUCUCUUCUCAGGUGAGUCACGUGGGGAGGUAUGAAAGGUCAGUGUUUACUGGCGGAGCUGCCGUCUUUGCUCAGGUGAGUUACGUGGGGAGGUAUGAAAGGUCAGUGUGUACUGGCGGAGCUGCCGUCUGUGAUCAGGUGAGUCACGUGGGGAGGUAUGAUGGGUCAGUGUGUACUGGCGGAGCUGCCGUCUGUGCUCAGGUGAGUCACGUGCGGAGGUAUGGUGGGUCAGUGUGUACUGGCGGAGCUGCCGACUGUGCUCAGGUGAGUCACGUGGAGAGGUACAAAUGGCAGUGUGUACUGGCGGAGCUGCCGUCUGUGCUCAGCUCGCAGUACUGGGAGCAGUCACACUUCCUCCCGCGUGUCGAGGGCAGCCCGGAAGUGCUGGCAAGAAUUAGCUCACGUGUCGCCGCGGGCAGGGAACGGCCCCAGUCCACAGCUCUGGUGGCCGUGCGGUUCCCCGCGGCCGCCCCAGGGGUGCAGCAGCGGCAGGGGUGGCCCGUGAGGCGGAGAAAAGGGAGUGGCAAUAAAAGGGAGGGAGGGAGGGAGGGCGGCCGCGGCUCCUCCGCCUCCGCCGCCGCCGCCGCCGCCGCCCCCGCCGCCCACGUGCAGACACGUCGCUCCCUAAUGGUGGGCGGCACGCGACCCGGCGCCGGCCACCGCGCUGUCUGGCCCGGAUUACCCGCUUAUACCGGCCCUGCGCACGCGGCGGUCACGCAGCCCUCACAACGACAGGAGGUAUAA